GAACGUAACCAAACAGCCCCUCCAGAAGGCCCCAAACUACGAACUUGCCACGGGCUUCCCAUUUUAGAGAGAGAAAAUCUAGAGAGAGAAUGGGAGAAAAAACCUAGAGAGAGAAAAACUAGAGAGAGAAAAUAGGGAGAUUUUAAGCUAGCAGAGCACAGAUCCUCUUGCGAUUCACAGCACUGCGCUCCCUCUUUUCAUGUUGAAUUCUCAUUUGGAUUUUGGACCUUCCAGUUUCUGGUAGCAUUUGCAACUGCAAUCUGUUUGUUUUUACCUAUCGGUUCUAAUUUUAGAGAGAGAAACUAGAGAGGUAGGGGGGGAUUUUUUUCCUCUCUCUUGCAUGGGUUGAUGACUCGAUAUUGAUCGACCGAUCGUCCGGGAGAUGGUGAAGCGGAAGGAGCGAACCCUAAAGGAGCUGUACAAUGUGACGCAGAUGAUUUCGGAGCCGGAGCAUUAUUUAUAUCGAUUUAGGAUGCUUUUUAGACCACUCCAGUCUUGAGAAGCUGUCACAUGCAAGGGCCUGUAGAUGAAACAGAUUGCAAUAAUUGGAUGAAUACGGUGCAAUCUCGUGUUGAAAGAGAAUUAAAUUGGUCUUCCAUGACUGGAAAAGUUCAGGCAAGAGUAGAGUCUGGGACUUGUAACGUGUGUUCCGCUCCUUGCUCAUCUUGUAUGCAUUUCAACCGAGCUCGCAUGGGGUCGAAUACUGAUGAGUCAUCUGAUGAAAUUUGUCGUGGAAAUGCUGCUAGUCAGUUUUCAGUGAAUGAGGUUAAUCGUUUACCUUCUUUCAUGAGAAGGGCUUGUGACAGCCUACAGCAUGCUACCAGUGAAACAAGCAACCCUUUCAGUGUCAAUUCAAGUCAUGAUUCUUUCUCUGAAAAUGCAGAAAGUAAAGCAAACUUUAGGUUUUUGGAUAUGUCUGAGGCAUCUGAAGAUGUUGAGAUGCUUCCAAAAUUGUCUGCUGGUGGAGCAGUUGUGGAAGAUCAGCUUCCUCUGAAACCAGAUUGCAUUUCUGAUCAGAGAACCUUCUCAAACAAAUAUGAGGAUUCAAAAGGAGAAGAAGGGCAUGACGAUAACAUUUCAUGCAUUAGUGGCACUAAUGACACAAAUAAAUCAGUUGGUUAUGUUAGCAGGAAUGAUGACAGAAAGAAUGUAGCAUGUAGUUCAGCUUCAGUUAGUUGUUUAGGUCUGGAAAGAUUUGGAAAAGUUAUUCAGUCCCAAACUGCUUCAGGCAGUCUAGAUAUUCAGUGUGACAUUGGAGAUAGCCACAAUAUGUGUAGGAGGCAGACUGGUUAUGCAGAAGAUUCAAUGCGGGAACUGCCUAUUAAUUUAUCAACUAAACUAAUAUCCCGGAAAUUGGAUUCAUCAGUGAUUCCUUCGCCAAAAUAUACAGAUGCUGGUAUGAGCUCCUCAAGGGUAUUAAGUCCUUGCUUUCAUUCCCGAAGUGGCAACUCUCCUUCCAGCAGCCCUAGUAUGAAGGAUUUGGAAGAGGAUCCAAUUUCUCAUCAUCAAGAAAAACUGCCUGAAUGCGCUGUAAAUCCUUUGAAUUCAUCAUUGACAGAAGGGGUGGCAUCUGAGAGCAUUUUUAGACAUAAAUCUGCUGCAAAUAAUUGUGCUGAAAUUGUUCAAGAUAGAGAAUGUACCCUUACUGGAGGCGGUUCUGACACUCCAAUAAAAAAUUAUUCUAAGCCAGUGUCAGAUACUAAAAAGAAUAGUGGGGAACCAUUGGAUGAAGCUUUGAAGUGUUCUGAUCAAAAUGAACAUGUUGAAAAGCUCAAUGAGUCAGUUGAGUUAUCUAAUAUGAAGGAUCCUACUUUACAAGCUGCAUCUGGGGAUGAGAGUGAUGAGUCGGACAUUGUGGAGCAUGAUGUAAAAGUUUGCGAUAUUUGUGGGGAUGCAGGUCGGGAAGAUUUACUUGCUAUAUGUAGUAGAUGCAGUGAUGGUGCAGAGCACACCUACUGUAUGCGAGAAAUGCUGGAUAAAGUUCCAGAAGGUGAUUGGUUGUGUGAAGAGUGCAAGUUUGCUGAGGAAACUGGAAACCAGACGCCAAAUAAACUUGAAACGGUGGAUGGAAAUGAAAAAAAUGAUACUGUACAUACUGAUCUUUUUGACCAGUUGGAUACUAAAGACUCAGAUGUAGAGGUUAAUAGAACUAACAAAGUUAAUUCAAGUUCACAAGUCACUGGCAAGAGAAAUUCUGACAAUUUUGAAGUUGCUCCAGCAGCCAAAAGGCAGGCUGUUGAGACAACCUUAGUUUCACCAAAGCCGUCUAGCCCCAGCAGACUAGGUUCAUUAUCUCGAGAUAGUUCGUUCAAAAGCUUAGAUAAGGGGAAAGUAAAGUCAGGCCAUCAAAUAUCCUCUGGUGCUCGUGCCAACAAUGAUGUUUUGGAAACUGUACGGUCUUGUACUGCAGCUUCACGUUUUCAAACACCUAGAGGUGUAUUAUUAAAAUCUAAUUCAUUCAGUACCUCAAACCUUCAACCAAAAGUUAAACCUUUUGAUGAAAAUCUUCCCCAAAAGCAGAAGGGGCCCAGAGAAUCUGCUACCAUUGACUUGAAGGAGGGGCCCACUAGAAUGAUAAGCAAAUCAAUGUCAUUUAAAGCUGCAACCUUGGGUCGUACAAAUGCUACUGAAGCAAAAGUUAAAAUGCUUUCUUCUAAAGUUUCUCAUGUCCAGGAUCAAAAAGGAUUCAGACAAAUGAAGGAGAGGAACAACCUUGAAAGAAAGAAUCCUUCUAAAUUAGAUCGCUCUCUGGUUAGCUCAAUAACUUCCAGUUCUACCGUCUCGAUACCAAAAGGGGACCAAAAGCUCAUUUCUCGUGGUGAAAUUAUUUUAAGCAACAACAGGGAUUUAAAGGCUGUGCAUUCUGAUGGAAAAUUAACCACUUUGUCAAAACAGAUGAGCAAUCCAAAUCGAAAGGGUUCAGAAAUUCCUCUUGUUUCAGUUGAAAUUAAGAAGCAGCCUUCAUGUGUACUUAAUGCAGUUGGAGCUACAUCUGCUAAUGGAACCAGCAGUUCUUCUGCUGAACAAAAGCUAAGUCAAGUUAGCCUUAAGGAUGAACCCUCACCAAGUUCUUCUUUGACUGCUGAGAGACCAUCCAAUAUUGUUAGUGGAAUUCUGCAAGAUGGGUUGCCUCAGUCACGGGAAUCAAUAAAUUUGGGGGAGAAAACGAGGGAUAAUUCUGGUAUUCGCUCCAGGUCGAGUAUUACAACUGGUGGGAAGGGUGUUUCUGGUCAAAAAAGUAAAGAAAUUGGUCAUGCUGCACAAUAUUCCACAAUUGGCAGUCCUCGGGUUUCUACCGUUGAUGUCUCUGCUGGAAAAGGUUCGAGAGAGGAGAUAAACAAAGGAAGUAAAUUGAGAGCUGCAAUUGAGGCAGCUAUGCUGAAAAAACCAGGAAUAUACCGGAAAAACAGAUUACCUGAUCAAUCUGAUGAGUUGUCCACAUCAAGCACAGACAUGAACCCUGCAACGGCUUCUCAGGAUCAAUUAUCAGGUCCAAGUAAAAAUGUGAUUUCUGGCGAAGGGAUACAUGAUCCACAUGCAAUUCCCCAGAUCUGUACUGCUAGCUCUUCUAAACAGCCUGCAAUUAGUGAUGUCAAGCAGUUCAAUGUGCACCUCACUGAGACUGAAUGUUCAUCCAGAGUGGGGGAUUGUGAUUCCAAUGCCCUUUCUGAUGGAAAGUUGACUAUUAAAGACUUGCCCAGCCAUGCUUCAGCAGGACUGGCUGUUCCUCUGAAGAUGCCUGCCAUUCCAGAGCAUGAAUACAUCUGGCAAGGGGCUUUUGAGGUGCGUAAAAGUGGAAAACUUCCAGACCUAUGUAAUGGAAUUCAAGCACAUUUAUCAACUUUUGCAUCACCAAAGGUUAUUGAAAUUGUGAGCAAGUUUACCCACAAAGUUCCUCUUGAUGAAGUACCUCGCUCAAGUACAUGGCCAUCCCAGUUUCAUGACAGCGGCACCAAGGAUGAUAAUAUUGCACUGUACUUUUUUGCUAAAGAUAUUGAGAGCUAUGAGAGGAGCUACAAAUGUCUGUUGGAAAGUAUGAUGAAGAAUGAUUUAGCUCUGAAAGGAAACUUUGAUGGUAUUGAACUCCUGAUAUUUCCAUCUAAUCGGCUUCCCGAAAAAUCCCAGCGUUGGAAUAUGUUAUUUUUCCUGUGGGGUGUAUUUAGAGGAAGAAGAGUGAAGUGUUUAGAUCAUACAUCUGGGUCUUUAAAUAAGCUUCACAUUCCCAGUUUGAAUGCAGUGCCCCAUGACAAAGACCCUCCUACUGCUGUCAUGUCUAUCUCCGAGAACCUAUGUACAGUUGGGCGUUUAGAUAAGGAUUCAUCUGAAUUGGAGAGGUCUGGAAGCGUAAGCAAAUCAUCAUUCAAUCCUGUUGCUGGGGUCAAGCUACCAAUUUUGUCAUCAUCUGAAAAAAUAAAUGGGGAUUGUGAUAUAAAAAUAUCUGACAUUGACCACAUACAUGUUGAUCUAGAAGAAAACGCAAGGCAGCCAUAUUGUGAACUUAACUCACACUCAUUGUCAAAGAGUCCAACUGGGAGUGCUCAAACAUGCCCAGAAAUAAGAUGCACGUCUGCUCCACUGGAGUCAGGACUGAUCCUCAAGCCUGUUGUUGACUUCUGGUUCGUGGAAGAACAGAGUUAUGCAGAAUGCAAACUGGAAGCUGAGCUCCAACAUUUUGUUACGGUGACUGGAGCAGUGAUGAGUGCAGGUAAGGAGGAAAUACUAGACAAAAAGGAAUGCAAAAUGAAAUUUGAGAAGAACUUGGAGGAUGAUGGGUUAAUGGACACACAAGCUGCUGAGCUUGAUGGUACCCAGACUCGGGUGGCAACCAUGAAAGAGCUUGAUGGUUUGCAGUUAAACCACAAGAAACGUCUGCGUCCGGAUUCGGCAGAGGUAGACUUGCAAUCUUCUUCUAAUGGUACAAUUCAAGCAAUGCCAUGGAAUGAUGCAAAUAGUGCAUUGGUCGAUGGAGGAAAUGCAAGCAAGAAACUGAAGACAGCCUUCAGUGAAAUGUAUGGAUGUAAUAGUACUAGAACCACUGGUUUUGUGGCUGAUCUAAAUGAGCCCGGGAAAAGUUCUCCUGAUGAGGGAAAGCAAUUUGGAACUUUUGAUGAAACAGCUAGCCCCGAGAACUCUGGAACUAGUGAAAGGCACUUCUUUCCCGUGGAUUCAUGUAACAUGGAAGAGACUCAGUUGGGGGACAUCUCCAUCCCUUGGAAAGUGCCGCUAUCAGCUGAUGAGGAUCAGCUUCAUGAUGGGUCCCCAAAUCUUGAGCUUGCUUUAGGUGCUGAAAAGAAACCGCGAAAGCGGGCAAUGGUGCCUUUUCUGGUUGGGAUAGUAGACAAGAAGAAUGAGCAAGACAAGCCUCCAGAUAUGCUGAUGCCCAAGGAAGACGAGGAUGAUGCUUCUGCCUCUCUUUCCCUUUCCCUUUCGUUCCCCUUUUCCGACAAGGAGCAGACCGUAAAACCUGUUUCAAAAACAGAGCAGCUCCUGCCUGAAAGGCACCAUGUGAAUACAUCUCUGCUCCUCUUUGGGGGCUUUCCUGAUGGCUAGAUAUGGGAUGAUGCUCACAUUUUGUACAUUGUCGUCGUGCACCCCAUGGAUGCGUGUAGUUAUAACACAGAUCAUGUAUGAUGAUCUUUGAUGGGUUUUAAAGGAGAAACCCUCCAUCUGUUCAUAACCUAAAUGGUAAUAAUAUUUUUUUCCUUUUUCAAAAGCAUUUAGAUUUUUUUUUUUUUUUUUGAGUGCACAGUCACAGUUGUCUGUAUAUAUUAAAGACAAUGAAAGCCAGCAGAGUUUUCGGUUCCCACAAGGGGUUUUUGGACCAUUGCAUGUCUAUUUAUAUAUUUAUUUUUUCCUUUC
Messenger RNA from Malania oleifera, 5859 nucleotides. RefSeq lists its product as uncharacterized. The record is from RefSeq and is a predicted model, not a curated record. The transcript is spliced from 12 exons. NCBI's taxonomy places the organism in Eukaryota, Viridiplantae, Streptophyta, Magnoliopsida, Santalales, Ximeniaceae. Bases 511 to 5550 code for a protein of 1679 amino acids.